AUGAUACUAAGUAACAAAAUGCACCUCCUGGAUGGCAGCUUUAUCAGUGGUGUAACACCUUAUGUAGAUAUUGACAGUGUUAUGAAACAUCCACUUUGGGGAUCACAUUUGCUUUUAAACAACGAAGAUGCUGUUAUUCGUGGGCACAAAGAUUACAUUAAAGCUGGAGCCGAUUUUUUAACCACCAUCACAUAUCAAGCAAGCAUUGGAGGCUUUCAAAAAUAUUUGAACCUAGAUUACGAUCAGAGUUUUGAAUUGAUUAAGAAAUCUGUAAUAAUUUGUCGGCAAGCAAUAACAGAGGAAAAUGUAGAACGCAAUAUACAAGUAAUGGGAUCUGUUGGUCCAUAUGGUGCCUCAUUACGUGAUUGUUCAGAAUAUAAUGGUAAUUACAUUGAUACCAUAAAUUUAAAAGAAUUAUAUGAUUGGCAUAAGCCUCGAAUUCAAGCAUUGGUGGAGGCUGGAGUCGAUGUAAUGCUUUUUGAAACCAUACCUUCUGUCAUUGAGGCUACUAUUUUGCUAAGCAUACUGACUGAAUUUCCAAAUCAAAAAGCAUGUUUAUCGUUCUCAUGCAAGGACGGCAAUCAUUUGAGUCACGGUGAAACAUUUUCAAGUGCAGUUGAAAUGUUCUGGUCAAACGAUUACCGUAAACAGUUAAUUGCUAUUGGUAUGAACUGUAUGCACCCAAAAUUUAUUACACCACUUUUGAUGUCCGUAAAGACUAAAAAUGUUAAUUUUAUUACUUAUCCAAACGGAGGUGGCAUUUGGGAUAUCGCUAAAGAUUGUUAUGAUGAUACUCAAAUAUAUAAAGUUUCUAUAGAUGAUCUUAACAUAUGGAAUAAAAAAGGAUUGAAAAUAUUUGGAGGCUGUUGUAAAACUGAUGCUAUUGAAAUAGCACGUUUAAGAAGUUUAAUAGACGAUCUACAUUUAUAA
Macrosiphum euphorbiae (potato aphid) is the source of this 930-nucleotide messenger RNA. The record is from the annotation of a GenBank genome assembly. Lineage: Eukaryota; Metazoa; Arthropoda; Insecta; Hemiptera; Aphididae.